Messenger RNA from Puntigrus tetrazona (Sumatra barb), 1659 nucleotides. RefSeq lists its product as uncharacterized. The transcript has 5 exons. Gene Ontology annotation, molecular function: peroxiredoxin activity. Bases 63 to 824 code for a protein of 253 amino acids. Lineage: Eukaryota; Metazoa; Chordata; Actinopteri; Cypriniformes; Cyprinidae. The record is from RefSeq and is a predicted model, not a curated record.
UAGAGCACAUGACUCUGCUGGCGAUAUAAACAUACAGCGACAUUACAGGAUAAAGUUUAACAAUGUCGUUACGAGGCGUUUUGAAGCUUACGCGCCGCUUAAAUGUUGGGUUUUUGUACUCGCUUUCCCCAGCAAGCAGAGCUGGUGUGAAAACAGCAGAUACUCACAAAAGACACAGCAGCAGCAGCAGCAGCAGUUCAGAGCUCAUCAGCCGCUAUCCAGUCCCAAACAGGAAGAACCUGCCCUUUGAUAUUGUGGAGCUGAUGGAGGAGGUUGAACAGAAGGGAGGGUUUCUGCCCAACGUCUUCAAGGCUCUCGCCCAUCGUCCUGCUGAAUUUCGGGCUUUCUUCUCUUAUUAUAAUGCCCUCAUGAACAAGGAAAGCGGUGGUCUGACAAAGGCGGACCGGGAACUGAUUGUCGUCGCGACCAGUGCUCACAAUCACUGCUUGUACUGUGUGGUAUCCCACAGUGCAUUGCACCGCAUCUAUUCCAAAAAACCCAUGCUGGCCGAUCAGGUGGCGGUUAAUUACAGGGUUGCGGAGCUGAGCGGCCGUGAGAAAGCCAUGCUGGACUUUGCUCUGACGGUCUGCAGGAGUGAGACGGUGACCGAAGAACAUCUCGGCACCCUGGAGGCUCAUGGUUUCGACCGAGAGGAUAUUUGGGACAUCGCUGCCAUCGCUGCUUUCUUUGCUCUGUCCAACCGCAUGGCCCAUCUGACAGACAUGAGACCCAACACGGAGUUUUACAACAUGGGGAGAGCGCCGAGAGACAAAGCUAAAGCCUCUGAGGGGCAGGGCAAGGACGAACAGACUCGUAUAGAUUAAAGUUCUGUAUUUUUUUUUUUAUCACCAAAUCCUUCAAUUCCUUCUCUAACUCUUUCACUAAUGUUUGUACGCUAAGCUUUUACGCUUCUUUGAUUACGCGCUUUCUGUGUUAAUCUUUAGAAUGGGAAAUUCAUCCUUGUGUCCUUUUUGUGGGUUAACUUUGUAGUUAUUUAUUAAAAAGAGAGAGUUACACAAAUGCAUUCACAGAUCACAAUAACUUACAGCUGUGAGCAGGGUUAUUGGUAUUUAAAAACUAAAAAAGGAGCAAAACACUUCACGUUGUUUAAAAAAAAUAAACACUACCUGAAAUAAAAUGGUAUAUAUUUAAAGUUUAACUUAUUAUUUUUAUUUAGUUUAAUUUGAAGUACUGAACUAGCAAAUUAAAUUAUGUAAAAUUUUUAAAAACAGCAAGCAAUAAAUUACAGAAGCAAAAACAAAAACAUAAAUUCAAAACAUUCAUGAUAGUUUUAUUGGUUAUCUCUGUAAAAUAACACUGGUUUUAGAGACAAAGCUUGGAUGCAUUUUUUUGAACGACUCUCUUUUGCAAUCAGACAAUCACCUAAUUUAUUAGUUAUUUCACUGAUAUUAUUAGCUGCAUUUAUUAACUGAAUAACAGAGUUGCUGAUCAGGCAAACAGAAUUAUUUUUACUAUCUAAACCCAUUUGCUUCAGCGCUGAGACGAAGCGUUAACGUUUUCUCUCCUAACCAGGUUUCAACAGGUCUUCUGAAAUAUUUUAAACAAACCAUGCUUUAUUUGAAAUGAUUUUUGACUUUUGUCAUGAACUGGAGACUUAUCAUUUGCAUGCAGCCAAACUUAAAUGGAAAAAGUGAAACU